CUCCAGACAGGUUUUCACCGAUGACUGGCGCGAACCCCGGAAGAAAGAAUGACGAAUAUGAACAAUCAGUUCACAGAGUCUGACAAAUCCGCUUCUGUUCAGACCCUGGCGGACUCAUCUUCCUGCGCUCUCUGUUUCUGUCUAGCCUAACAAAAACGUUGGAGUGACUUUUCUAAAAAUGAAUGUAUUUCCCCGGCAAAGACUUAAAAACACGGUUGUGUUGGUGCUCGCGUUGAGCGCCGUUCGCUGCUGUCAAGCGUUCAACUUGGAUGUGAGGUCUCCAGUCGUCAAAGAGGGAAAAACAGCUGGCAGUUUCUUUGGACUUUCUGUUGCGCUACACGAGCAGGUCGUAGGAGAGAAACGACACCUACUUCUUGUAGGAGCACCGAAGGAGAAAGCAGAGCCUGGAGUGUCAGCCAAUGAGACUGGAGACGUAUAUGCCUGUCCAAUCACUGCAGACCCUAAAGACUGCAAAAGACUAAACCUUCUUCUCUCAAAUGUUGAAGACAUACUGAAGCCUAAUAAUGAUGUGGUGGAUGGGAUGUGGCUAGGUGUGUCGUUAGUCAGUCAGAGUCAACCAGGGGGCCGUGUACUGGCCUGUGGCCAUCGUUACAUACGAAACUUCACAAGCAACUUUCGAAUGAUUGGGAAGUGCUAUGUUCGUGGAAACGAUUUGAAGUACAACACAGCAGACGCUCAGUGGCAGUCAUAUUAUGAGAUGUGUAACCCCAGAGAUGAUCAGAAUAAUGAAGGCAUGUGUCUUGCUGGAAUGUCUGCUGACAUCUCUCAGACGGAUGUCUUCAUGGGUGCACCUGGAUGCUUCAACUGGCAAGGAAACACAUUUUCGCUGUGGUAUAACCCUGAAAGUAGGAUUGAUGAUGUAAGGAGCAUGCUUCCAAACAUGCAAAGAGGAAAUAUAUAUAUUGGUUACUCUAUAGCUGUGGCUCAAGAUGUAUUGUACAAAGGCAAAGACACAGUAGUAACAGGAGCUCCAAGAGAUGAAGCCAAAGGAUCUGUAGUGAUGGCUGAAGUUCACAGAAUUGGUAUCAGUGGAGAAGUCAAAAUAAAAUCCACCGUCAUGGGGGAUCAAGUUGGAUCCUAUUUUGGAAGCAGCGUUGCUGUUGUUGACCUUGACAAUGAUGGUUGGAAGGAUCUGCUUGUCGGAGCCCCUUACUAUUUCGACCGGAGAAAAGAUGAAGGAGGAGCGGUGUAUGUCUAUAUGAACCAAAACGGGUCUUUUCGUGACAAAGCUGAUGUGGUGCUCACUGGGUCUAAGAACUCAGCUUUCGGUAUGGCUGUUGCUGCUAUUGGUGAUGUUAACCAGGAUGGCUUUCAAGAUUUUGCUGUUGGUUCUCCAUAUCAUAGUACAGGCAGAGUAUCGAUAUGGAUGGGAAGCAAAACGGGUAUUUCCCAAACACCUAGUCAGGUCAUUGAUGGAAAAGACAUCCCAGGAGGUGGACUCCAGACGUUUGGCUAUUCCAUCAGUGGUGGCAUGGAUGUGGACAAGAACAGUUACCCAGACAUAGCAGUUGGAUCAUUAGAUGAUCGUGUGGUCUUGCUAAGAGCGCGUCCUGUGAUUCACCUAAAGAACACUUUCACUGUGACACCAGACGUUAUCAGCCCUGAAGACUGUGAUGCCUGUAUUGAAGCAAGAGUCUGUUUGUCCUACACAUACAGCACUGGCAGUGGUAGUUCCCAGAAGAGCAUUACUUUUCAAUAUACUGUGGAAGCCGAUCUGCAAUCGUCUCGGAGCCCUCGUGUUCGUUUCCUUGACAACAAAGAUGGCAAAUACACUGGCAAAAUGUCUGUAAAUCCUUCUGGAGAUUGCCAUUCUCUGAAACUCGAGCUUGUGACGAUCCAAAACAAGGUUGCUCCGAUAGUUUUCUUGCUGAGGGUGUCUUUGGUGGAGACUCCUCCCUCAGGCGGGCAGACGUUGGAAGACCUCAGUGCUUUUCCUGUGAUCAGCCAAAAAGACGCUCUGACUAACAGAGCCGAGAUUCACAUUCAGAAAGCUUGUGGAUCAGAUAACAAAUGUGAAAGCAACCUUCAGAUGACGGCUACAUUCACAGAUGAGCAGAACAUGCCGUUCCCCACGCGAAAUGGCCAGCAGAUGUUUCACUACUCUACUGAUGUAAAGAAGCUGAAGUUGAUGGUAAAUGUGUCCAAUGUUCAAUCACAAGACAAGAAAGCAGAAGAUGCUUACGGUGCUUCUCUAAAUGUCACCAUUCCUACCUCGCUCAGCUUCUCCAGCCUAAACCCCAAGAACUUGUAUUUUAACUUCACUCCCGGCAUGCCUUAUCUUCUGUGUACACUGGGGGACCCCUUCAAAAGCAAUCAGAGGGUGGAGAUUGAGAUCACCUUUGAAACGACAGGAAUCACAAUAGACAUGCAGGAGAUUCAGACUGAACUGCAGCUCUCAACGUGGAGCGAUCAGAAUGAUCUACGGCCCCUGUCGAGAGUGCUGAUGGUGGAGAACAUCCUACAGCCCUUCUUUAAUAUCCCUUCAUCCCAGUUUAGGACAGAAUUCAGUGGAAAAGUAAAGGGAGAAUCAGCUAUGCAGAGUACCAGUGACAUCGGAAGCCCAGUGGAAUUCAACUUGACGGUGACUCUUUCUGGCAAACCUCUGGGAAAUCUGGGUUAUCUGGAAGUGGUCUUUCAGUGGCCUUAUGCUGUGGCUAAUCAGAAGUGGCUGCUUUAUCUGUCAGAGAUUCAGAUGACAGGAACCUCCAAGCCAUUCUGUGUCCCGGAAAAUAACGUCAUAAACCCCCUUAAACUCAUUGUGUCAGAGCGCAAGACUAGAAGGAGGAAAAGAGACGAGGCCUCCUUGGAGUCUAAACAGACUGAACUGCAGGCCCUCCCGAACCUGCGGGCCGUCCAGAGGAAGCCUCCUGCCAACCUGGACUGUGAUACAGGUAGUGCCCUCUGUCAGACAUUCACCUGCCCCUUGCUUGGCAUGGAAACCUCGGCCAAUCUCACUGUCAGAGCACGCCUAUGGAACAGCACAAUGCUUGAGGACUACAAUGCUGCAAGAGUGCUCGUGUAUGGUAGAGCCACGCUGAGUCUAAAAACAGACAAACCAAGCAUCAAGAUGAGCAAUUACACCCGUGAGUUUACAGUAGCUAUAGACCCUGCAGAGGCAGAAGAGCUUCAGUAUGAAGUGCCUCUGUGGAUAAUCAUUGUGUCCGCACUGGCAGGAGUGAUUCUGCUGGGUCUGAUUGUCAUUUUACUGUGGAAGUGCGGUUUCUUCAAGAGGGCCAACACCAGAGAGCUUUAUGAGGCCAAGGCCCAGAAAGCAGAAAUGAAAACACAGCCAUCUGAAAAUGACCGCCUUACAGAGGAGGACUGAGAUUCAUUGGCCAUUGUGGGCCUCUGACACAAAUAGCGAAUUCGUAGAGCGGCUUUUUUAAGCGGGCUGCCUACUCUCGAACUAUGCCAAAAUACCAAGGCGUGAAGAUUGGUAAGAAGGAACAGUACCAGGUAAACCAGGGCUUUUUAAUUGUGGACGCCACAAAAAAUAAGAAACACUGGAUCACAAGCUGGACUGAAAAGACACAGUACUACUGAUGAAAGCACUCUUACAUUGUCUCUUUUAGACAGCGGAAUUGACUUUACCUGAGCUCUACCUGAUUUGAUUGGGGCUUUUUUUCUGGAUAUAAGAUACAAUUAAUAAUGUUUAUUCAAAACUGUCAAACAUGAACUGAUUAUACAAAUGACUCUGUGAGACUGCAUAUUGUAUUGAUGUUUAUUUUAGUUACAGUUUUACAACAGAAUACAUCUAUUAUGUAUGCCGAAAGGCUCAACAAUAAGGAUUUCUCCUGCUGGCUCAGUAGUUCGGAUUUAUGCUUGGCCUGCCAACAUUUUUACUGUCACCCACCACAAAGGAAUGAAGCAUUUUUACAAUUACGCUCUCAAAAAUUAAGGAAGAAAAAAAAAGGCGUUAAGAACUUUUUGCUGAAACAAUGCUAUAUUAAUCUUUAUUUUGAAGAUAAUAACAAUGUGUUUUUAACUGUAUAGUUGCUAGAAAUAAUUUUUCAUUAAAUGUUACAUUCUAUUUUUUUAUUGAGUAAUUAUUUUACUAUAAUUGCAAGAAAACAACACGCUGGGAAUUAUGUAGCUAAAAUUUUACUGUAAAUAAUUUCUGCUGAAAAACAACGGCUUACAUUGACAAAACUAACAUGGUUUUGAAACAGUUUUCAAAGAGAUUGCUAGGAAAAUUUUACAAUUAAGUACAAAGAAAAGGCAAGUAACAAAUUAAAAAAAAAAAUCAAAUCAGAAAUUCAAAAAUAAAUUUUUAAGGUGUACUCUAGUAAUCUUUUUUUACAUACAAAUCUUUUUUAUAUUGAAUAGUCAUUUUGUUUAACAAAACCUUAUAUUUGUUGACCAACAAGAUGAAUACAGCAAAAUAUCUGUGUACAUUUUUUUAAAAAAUGUAUGUACAAAAUCAAUGAUUGUAAACUAGAAGGAAAAUGGUCAAUCAAAACUGUAAAACCGUCAUUCACUUUUCUAGUGGGUCAUCCUUGUUGUUGAGCUCUAUGUUUUGUUCGAUUUCUCUCUCUUUCGCAUUUGUCUGUUUGAGGACUUGUAUGUUAUGUGUUCUGUAACUGAAAAUAGCUCUGUAUUUUCUCUUCGACUUUCCAAUAGUGCUAAAAUCUGUUGCCCAGUCAUGACUCACAAUCCCUCUCAUUGGCUUCUUGCUUUAUAUAUUUUUAUCUUGCAUCAGGUCACGUUUAUGUGGAACACUAAUGGAUAUCAAAGAAAAAAGACUCAUCAUAUGAAUGUGAAUCGUUCGGUACAGGACAGCGAACACAUAUACACACAAAUACUCCUCGCUUAUGCAAUUGGGACAGUACCUAAUAUCGAAUUCAUCCUAUUUUUAAGUGUUUCAUUCCCUGAUUGUUGUUCAUUUUAGUCAGGUUUUAGAUAUGUCAGUUGUAAAUGUGACUCUUAAGGUGUCCAGUACCAGUCAUGAUUGUGCGGAUGUGUUUCUACUCCAGUGAUUUAUAUUUUUAUUUAAAAUGGUUUAUAAAUUAAGUGGAUGUUAUUUACGUGUCUAACUUAAAGAUGUUCCUUUGGUGAAAAUAUGUCCUGUUCUCACGUGUGACCUGUAAAUCUACGCAGCUAAAGGCUGUGUGCAUUAAUUGGCUCCCAAAGCUGCCUCAGUAAAUAAAUAAAUAAAGUGAUGGCUUAAUAAAA
Molecule: messenger RNA, 5193 nt
Organism: Puntigrus tetrazona (Sumatra barb)
Lineage: Eukaryota; Metazoa; Chordata; Actinopteri; Cypriniformes; Cyprinidae
Gene: itga3a
Product: integrin, alpha 3a
Exons: 26
Coding region: 179-3346 (1055 amino acids)
Biological process (GO): cell-cell adhesion; integrin-mediated signaling pathway; leukocyte migration
Cellular component (GO): integrin complex; external side of plasma membrane
Molecular function (GO): integrin binding
Source: RefSeq, a predicted model, not a curated record